Molecule: messenger RNA, 408 nt
Organism: Lucilia sericata (common green bottle fly)
Lineage: Eukaryota; Metazoa; Arthropoda; Insecta; Diptera; Calliphoridae
Exons: 1
Coding region: 1-408 (135 amino acids)
Source: RefSeq, a predicted model, not a curated record
AUGGCCCAAUUUGUUACUCAUAUACAACCGACUUUAUUAGAGGCAUCCCAGGGUCAUGUUCCGCAUCAUCAUGCCCAUCAAGUGGGACUUCAGCAUACAUCACAUUUGCCACACAGUGGCCAUAAUAUGCCAUCGCCACCAACAACUCACAAUCACCAGCAUCAUCAGCAGCAUCAUCACCAACAGCAGCAGUCAUCACAUCAUGCUCACCAUCAGAGUCCACCGUCACAGCUAUCAUCUCCGCCAGCCACUGGAGGAUUUUAUUCACAUUAUCAACAGCAGCAACAGCAGAUGCUGCAGCAUCAACAACAACAUCAUCAUCACCAUGGCCAAGGAAAACACACGUCGACUGGCGGCAAACAUGAACACUGUCCAAGUGGUCAUCAAAGCUCGGUAAUAAUCACUUAA